AUGCCACCAAAGACACGAAAAGUUCAACUUGCGGUUGCACGAAAUAGUAAAGCUUUAAAAAAAAAUGCAACUUUAUUAAUUGCAAAUUGUGAUGAGAAUAAAUUGUCAGAUUGUCAUGAUUUAGAUGAUGAUUGGCAUAAUGAUGAAUUCGAAAACCUAAAACAAAUUUCACAGACUGCUUUUGAUAUUAUGAUUGAAAAUGCAAAAGUACCAACAUCAUUUAUAAAUAAACGUCCAUUGGCAAGAUUUUUAAAUGAAAUUUUAGAAUUAGAAAAUUGGAUGCCAAAACCAUUAAAUGAUAAUAUAAUGAUUUUAGAAGAACCAGUUUUAGAU
Molecule: messenger RNA, 333 nt
Organism: Funneliformis caledonium
Lineage: Eukaryota; Fungi; Glomeromycota; Glomeromycetes; Glomerales; Glomeraceae
Source: the annotation of a GenBank genome assembly